AUGUCGACCCCUCGCCAGCGCUCCCAUCACGGCUGCUGGACAUGCAAAAGCCGACGCCGCAAGUGCGAUGGGACCCGUCCUAGCUGUCAAUCUUGCAUCCAGCGGGGCCUCCAAUGUGAGGGUUAUGAGGUUCGUCUGCGAUGGGGAGCUGGGAUUGCAUCGCGAGGCCGUUUCACUGGCGCAGAAGAGCCAAUUAUAACCUCCGUGCCUCCAAGGCGCAAAGGCCGACGGCGCGAUUUGAGUCGCGAGAGGCGCCGAACGCAGCAGGAGGAGCCAUAUAUCGUUCACGUGGGGAAGACAAAUCGUUCCGCUGCAGAGUAUGAUACGAGCACUGAUAUGACCUCUGUCCCGUCCUCGCCGUCGUCUGUCGAAGGGCGAGGGCGAUCCCGAGAAGACGAAAGGCUGUUCCAGAUGUUCCUCACUUCAGGUGUUAAUACUCUACACUCAACAACCGCCAAAGAUCCCGUCAAUCUGCUGGCAGCCCACUUACCAGUACUAUGUCAGCAGUCAAGUGCAUUAUAUUACAUCUCCCUGGCACUACAGGCAUCGAUAUGCUACGACAUCGGACCUCAAUUCUUCGAGUACUAUGAUGCAGCUUUGAAUCAUUUCCGAACAGAAUUGGCGCAUAGUACCUCGUAUCUACCGGAUGGUACUCUCGCAGCUGGACUUCUCUUAUGUAGCGUUGGGGUACUACGUGGUACUCCUUGGACGAUGCACCUCCGAGGCAUGUACAGUAUCAUUCAGUCGCACGAAUUUCGAGACCUUCGAUCUGAGAAUAGUACGUUUCGGUCACAUCUCUUCGAAGUGAUGGGCGUGAUGGAUCUCCCUACUUUUGCAAUUGGUCGCCAGAAUCCAUGCCUUGGUUUCUGGAAAAUUCACUGCCGGGAACGCAAAGAUCCAACUCCAAUAGAGUCAGAACUUGGUCAUGAAGUCGAGGUAGUGAGCGGGCUUCCAAGAUCUUUGCUGGAUAUCUUCUCCUGUAUAGGCACAUCAGAAGUCACCGAAGAAGAUUUUUGGAAUUGGCCUGGUGCUUCGGGAACAUUGCUACAAUGUCAACUGUGGGAAGCCUACAGGUUGGCCGGCAUUCUAGCUGUCAGAAAUCGUCACUUACACCAUUCUGAUAAUAUCGCCGUAUUCCAACCGAGCAAGUCGCAGACUAAAAAACUCCCUAUUACGGAGGUGCUUGUGCUGCGUAUCUUCAGUAAUUUGGAUGCGAUAUUCAGAGCAGCAAAAGAGCCUGAAGGUACGGGCACUUUGCUCCUGAAUGCAAUCUUUUACCCUAUGGCGGUUGCUUCGUUGGAGUCUCGCGUCAUGAAUGAAAGGCCGUCAUUGAAAACUCUGAUGAGGAGCUGGGGUGACAACCUUCAUGAGCCGCCUGGGAAUGAUCGGCUCUUAGAAAUUCUUCUGGACAUUCUCGAGGAAUGGUGGAAAUCUGAUCCCGAGCGAACCAGUAUACAUGAACUUGCUUAUAUGCGAGGACUAGAGAUUGCGUUGUAUUGA
Molecule: messenger RNA, 1500 nt
Organism: Aspergillus saccharolyticus JOP 1030-1
Lineage: Eukaryota; Fungi; Ascomycota; Eurotiomycetes; Eurotiales; Aspergillaceae
Product: Zn(II)2Cys6 transcription factor
Exons: 4
Coding region: 1-1500 (499 amino acids)
Biological process (GO): positive regulation of transcription by RNA polymerase II
Cellular component (GO): nucleus
Molecular function (GO): DNA-binding transcription factor activity, RNA polymerase II-specific; transcription cis-regulatory region binding; zinc ion binding
Source: RefSeq, a predicted model, not a curated record